UAAAGACCGAUUUUCCAAUGAUUUCUUAAGCAAACGCUAAAAUUGGACAAAGUUGAAUCAUUCACCAACCCAAGUUUAGCAAAUCCUAUACAUCAACCAUACUUUUAAUCACAAAUCAUCCCAUAAUUCUAGGAAGUAUCCAAAAAAACGACAGCCUUACAAGCCCCUUAUAUAUACCCUCUACGCCAUUGUCAAUGGAACACUGAAAAAAAAAAAAAAAAAAAGGAAAAGGCAAGCAUAAAAAAAUAUAAAAAAUUUAACACACAUACACAUAAGCAAAUUAAGAGAAUGGCUAACAAGUUCGUUGCAGUGUUUCUCAUGUGCAUUGUUGUCGUUGCAGCAUUCAGCCUUCAAGAGGCUAAGGCUGCUGAGUUGGACAAGUUCAAGGGAUGCUUCUCCAACUGCGGCAAAGGAUGCUUGGGUGAAGGCAAUGGUAACACCUUCUGUGAAAAGAAGUGUGAUAAUGACUGUAGUGAAAAAGAGCUUGCUGAAAAACUUAACAUCAAUCUACCCUGAGCAAAUGAACGGAAGCACAAAGUCUUACUCAAAGGAAUAGAGGGAGAUGAAUCGUGCGAUAAAUUAAGUUGUGCUGUUUAAUUUAAGACAUUCAUUCCAAUCCCAAUGUAUUCAUUUUGCAAUUUAUAAUACGUAUGACAUUCUGUUAA
Quercus robur (English oak) is the source of this 665-nucleotide messenger RNA. RefSeq names its product major pollen allergen Ole e 6-like. The transcript has 2 exons. Lineage: Eukaryota; Viridiplantae; Streptophyta; Magnoliopsida; Fagales; Fagaceae. Bases 289 to 516 code for a protein of 75 amino acids. The record is from RefSeq and is a predicted model, not a curated record.